GUAAACGCUGCCGCAUGUUCGCCGGCUGACGCUGUUUUGAAGGGUCCAGUUUUUUUUUUGUUUGAACUUUCGAAUCUGUCACUGGUCAGAUCAGACGGCGUGUAAGGUCAUGUCUCCCCCUCGCCUCACUGGGGCGCUUCGUUCCUUCUCUACUGUCAGCAAACAGGAUGAUUUAACGCAAGACGUUUGUGAUCUUAAGACCAAGCGGCUGAAAAGGCAGGAAAUAUUUGCCCAAGAAGGUCUGACAUGGCAGAAGAUUGUUCAGUUUUUCACUCAACAUCUGGAAAAGAAAGAUCAGCUGACGGUCACUCAGGAGUUGAAGAGUAUCCUCCAAGCAGCCAAACAGAUUGUUGGUACGGAAUUUGGGCAGGAUGCCAUUGAAAGUGCUGGAGUCUUCUUGUUUAAAACAUUCCACAACAAAGAACAGAUCGGCUAUGAGGAAACCAGAGCCAUUAAACAGAUGUUUGGACCUUUUCCUGCUUCUGCUGCUGAGUCAUCUUGUGCUGCUGUGGCUCGUUUAGUGGCCCAGAUUGGAGAAUCUCAGGUGGAUGCUUUCAUCCAAACACAGUGCUCCCACAAGAGUGUGGACCGUGGCGCUAUCUUUGGACGGAACAUUGCUUUCUCAUUUGACACGUAUGUGCUGGAGGCUCAGGAUGCUAUGCCCUGGGCUGAGGGGUCAGACAUGGAUAUAGACACAGACUUCCACAGCUUCCUAAAUAAUCAUAUGGGUGAUCGGAAGGCUGGGGUCAAGCGAGAUGAUGCGUUCGAGGAGCUGAUGCAGAGCAACCCAGACAGCUCCAUUCUGAGACGGGAGGUGGAAAAGUACCUGAAUGAGGGGAACAUGGUGUCAUCCAGUGCUGAAGAGCUCGCCACCUCUCUUUUUGAGAUGCUGGCCUCCACCAAGAGUGACGAUGAAUUGCAAAAUGAGUUGUUUGAGUUUCUGGGUCCUGAAGGCUUUGAGAUGAUCUCCAUGCUCCUCCAGAGAAGGUCAGACAUUGUGGACUCUCUGGUAGCAGCUCCGUCAGACAGCAGAUCUCUUUUUACAUCAGGCAAACACAAAGGGAUUGCAGAGUCAUCCAAACCCACAUAUGGCUGUCAAGUGACCAUCCAGUCUGAACAAGAGAGACAGAUGAUGAAGAUCUACAGGAAAGAGGAGAAGAAAGAGAGAAAACGAGAGAAACGAGGCGAUGAGGGCGAGUCCUGCGAUAACGCUUUUCUUUUUGACCCCAUGGAGCUCAGACUGCAGAGGGAGCAGGCCUUGCUCACAGCACGCUAUUCCCCUGUGUUAGGCCGACACAGAGAUUAUGAACGCAUCCGUUACCCUAACGUUUAUGACUCCUAUGCCGAAGCCACCAAGACCUCUGCAUUCGUCGGAGGAGCCAAGAUGCUGCUGCCUGAGGGGAUCAAAAGAGAAAAUAACAAGAUGUAUGAAGAGGUGGAGAUCCCCCCCAGUGAGCCCAUGCCCAUCGGCUUCGAGGAAAAACCUGUGUACAUCUCCGAGCUGGACGAGAUUGGCCAGUUGGUGUUCAAGGGCAUGAAGCGGUUAAACAGAAUCCAGUCUAUAGUAUUUGAAACGGCUUAUAACACCAAUGAAAACCUGCUCAUCUGUGCACCCACCGGUGCAGGAAAGACCAACAUCGCCAUGCUCACCAUUCUACACGAGAUCCGCCAGCACCUGCAGCCUGGAGGUGUUAUCCGCAAGGACCAGUUCAAGAUCAUAUAUGUGGCUCCGAUGAAGGCCCUGGCAGCUGAGAUGACUAAUUACUUCAGUAAGCGAUUGGAGUCACUGGGCAUCGCUGUCAAAGAAUUGACGGGAGACAUGCAGUUGACCAAAGGAGAAAUCCUGCGCACUCAGAUGUUGGUGACGACUCCUGAGAAAUGGGAUGUGGUGACCAGAAAGAGUGUGGGUGACGUGGCUCUGUCUCAGAUCGUUAGACUGCUCAUUCUGGAUGAAGUUCAUCUUCUCCAUGAGGAUAGAGGGCCCGUUCUGGAGAGUCUGGUGGCCCGGACACUACGUCAGGUGGAGUCGACUCAAAGUAUGAUAAGAAUACUUGGUCUCUCUGCAACUCUGCCAAAUUACCUGGAUGUGGCAUCGUUCCUGCAUGUGAACCCUUAUAUUGGAUUGUUCUACUUUGACAGUCGGUUCCGCCCUGUUCCCCUUGGCCAGAGCUUUGUGGGCAUCAAGACUACAAACAAGGUCCAGCAGCUGCAUGACAUGGAGGAGGUUUGUUAUGAUAAAGUCCUGGAGCAGAUCAGAGCGGGACACCAGGUGAUGGUGUUUGUACAUGCUCGCAACUCCACUGUACGCACCGCCAUGAGUCUGAUCGAGAUGGCCAAGAACCGCGGAGAGAUGUCCUUCUUCCAGGUGGACCAGGGUCCAGACUACGGCCAGUGUGAGAAACAGGUACAGCGCUCCAGAAACAAGCAGAUGAGGGAGAUGUUUCCUGACGGCUUUGGGAUUCAUCACGCCGGAAUGUUGCGACAGGACCGCACGCUCAUGGAGAACAUGUUCUCUAGAGGUUACCUGAAAGUGCUGGUGUGCACAGCCACACUGGCUUGGGGCGUUAACUUACCCGCUCACGCGGUUAUCAUCAAGGGCACUAAUAUCUAUGAUGCCAAGCGUGGUGCUCUGGUGGAUCUGGGUAUCCUGGAUGUGAUGCAGAUCUUCGGUCGGGCCGGGAGACCGCAGUUUGACAAGUACGGUGAGGGAACUAUCAUCACAACCCAUGACAAGCUGAGCCACUACCUGACGCUGCUGACUCAACAGAACCCCAUCGAGAGCCAGUUUCAGCAGAGCCUAGCUGACAAUCUUAAUGCUGAGAUAGCUCUUGGGACAGUCACUAAUGUUGAUGAAGCUGUGAGGUGGAUGAGUUACACAUACUUGUAUGUGCGAAUGAGAGCCAAUCCACUCGUUUAUGGAAUCAACCACAAGGCCUAUCAGAUGGACCCUCAGUUGGAGCUGUACAGGAAGGAGUUGGUGGUGGAGUCUGGCAGGAAGCUGGAUAAGGCUCACAUGAUCCGUUUUGAUGAGAGGACAGGAUAUUUUGCAUCUACUGACCUUGGCAGAACAGCCAGUCACUUCUACAUCAAGUACAACACCAUUGAGACAUUCAAUGAGCUUUUCAACUCACAGAAAACUGAAGCAGAUAUUCUGAGCAUUGUUUCAAAAGCUGAAGAAUUUGAGCAGAUCAAAGUUCGAGAUGAGGAGCUGGAGGAGCUGGAGCAGAUGUUGUGUAAUUUCUGUGAGCUGCCAGCUGCGGGAGGCGUGGAGAAUGGCUACGGCAAGAUCAACAUCCUCCUGCAGACGUACAUCGGCCGUGGGGAGGUGGACAGCUUCUCCCUCAUAUCUGAUCUGUCUUAUGUAGCACAGAAUGCAGCUCGUAUCGUGCGGGCUCUGUUUGAGAUCGCUCUGAGGAAGCGCUGGCCGGCGAUGACGUAUCGUCUGCUCAAUCUGUGUAAAGUGAUUGACAAGCGUCUGUGGGGCUGGGCUCAUCCUCUGCGUCAGUUCAGUGUGCUGUCACCAUCAGUGCUGUCCAGACUGGAGCAGAAGAACCUGACUGUAGACAAACUCAGAGACAUGGGCAAAGAUGAGAUCGGUCACAUGUUACACCACGUGAACAUCGGUCUGAAGGUGAAACAGUGUGUUCAUCAGAUUCCAGCCAUCCUCAUGGAGUCUAGCAUUCAGCCAAUCACACGUACCGUCCUGCGUGUUCGUCUCACCGUCACCCCCGACUUCAGGUGGAAUGACCAGGUCCAUGGUUCAGUUGGAGAGCCCUGGUGGCUGUGGGUGGAGGAUCCGAUCAAUGACCACAUCUACCACUCUGAGUACUUCCUCCUCCAGAAGAAACAGGUGGUGAGUGGAGAGCCCCAACAGGUAGUCUUCACCAUACCCAUCUUCGAGCCCAUGCCCUCUCAGUAUUACAUCAGAGCUGUGUCUGACCGCUGGCUGGGCUCUGAGGCUGUCUGUAUCAUCAACUUCCAACAUCUCAUUUUGCCCGAGAGACACCCACCACACACAGAGCUAUUGGAUCUUCAGCCGUUGCCUGUGACCGCGCUGGGAAACAGAGAGUAUGAGAGUCUGUACAAGUUCACGCACUUUAAUCCCAUUCAAACACAAAUCUUCCACACGCUCUACCACACCGACACCAACGUCUUGCUGGGAGCGCCCACCGGCUCCGGCAAAACCAUUGCUGCAGAGAUGGCCAUGUUCAGAGUCUUCAACAAGUACCCCACCUCAAAGGUGGUGUACAUUGCUCCUCUGAAAGCUUUGGUCAGAGAGAGGAUUGAAGACUGGAAGAUCAGAAUAGAGGAGAAGCUUGGGAGGAAGGUGGUUGAGUUAACAGGUGACGUGACUCCAGACAUGCGGGCAAUAGCGCAGGCCGAUCUGAUCGUCACUACACCAGAAAAAUGGGAUGGAAUCAGCCGCAGCUGGCAGAACCGCAGCUAUGUGCAGAAAGUGGCUAUUCUCAUCAUCGAUGAGAUCCAUCUUUUGGGUGAGGACAGAGGGCCGGUUCUAGAGGUCAUUGUGUCCAGAACCAACUUUAUCUCAUCGCACACCUCUAAAACAGUGAGAGUGGUUGGACUGUCUACAGCGCUGGCUAAUGCCCGGGAUCUAGCAGACUGGCUGGGCAUCGGACAGGUGGGACUGUUUAAUUUUCGGCCCUCGGUUCGUCCGGUUCCAUUGGAGGUUCACAUCCAGGGCUUCCCGGGGCAGCAUUACUGUCCUCGAAUGGCCAGUAUGAACAAGCCAGUCUUCCAGGCCAUCCGCUCUCACUCUCCCGCCAAGCCUGUCCUCAUCUUUGUGUCGUCACGGCGACAGACGCGCCUCACGGCUCUGGACCUCAUCGCGUUCCUGGCCACAGAGGAUGACCCCAAACAGUGGCUGCACCAGGAUGAGAGAGAGAUGACUGAUAUCAUAGCCACUAUAAGAGAGUCAAAUCUUAAGCUGACGCUGGCAUUUGGGAUAGGGAUGCAUCACGCUGGACUUCAUGAGAGAGACAGGAAGACUGUGGAGGAGUUGUUUGUCAACUGUAAGAUCCAGGUGUUAAUUGCGACAAGCACACUGGCCUGGGGUGUGAACUUCCCUGCCCACCUGGUGGUCGUGAAGGGCACCGAGUACUAUGAUGGAAAGACAAGGCGCUACGUGGAUUACCCCAUCACAGAUGUUCUUCAGAUGAUGGGUCGUGCCGGACGACCUCAGUUUGAUGACCAGGGAAAGGCUGUGAUUCUUGUUCACGACAUCAAGAAGGAUUUCUAUAAGAAGUUUCUGUACGAGCCCUUCCCUGUGGAGUCAAGUCUUCUGAGCGUGCUCUCCGAUCACUUGAAUGCAGAAAUAGCAGCAGGCACCAUCACCUCAAAGCAGGACGCUAUGGAUUACAUAACCUGGACGUACUUCUUCCGCAGGCUUGUCAUGAACCCCAGCUACUAUAAUUUGGAUGACAUCAACCGUGAGACCAUUAACAAAUACCUUUCAAACCUGGUGGAGAUGAGUCUGAGGGAUCUGGAAUGCUCUUACUGCAUGGAAAUAAAGGAGGAUGAACGCACAAUAGAGCCACUAACCUACGGCCGCAUCGCGUCCUACUAUUACCUGAAACACCAGACCAUCCGCAUGUUCAAAGAGCGACUGAAGCCAGAGCUGCCCAUCGCAGAGCUGCUGGCCAUCCUGUCGGAAGCAGAGGAGUACGCCGAGCUCCCUGUACGCCACAAUGAGGACCAACAGAACAGCGAGCUGGCCCAGCGGCUCCCCCUACAGGUCAACCCUCACUCGUACGACAGCGCUCACACGAAAACACACCUGCUACUGCAGGCCCACUUCAGCCACGCACAACUGCCCUGCAGUGACUACGGCACCGACACAAAGACCGUACUGGACAACGCCAUCCGCAUCUGCCAGGCGAUGCUGGACGUGGUGUCUAAUGAAGGUUGGCUGGUGUCUGCUCUCGGCAUUUGUAACCUGGUACAGAUGAUCAUUCAGGGUAGAUGGCUCCAGGAUUCCUCUCUGCUCACACUGCCUCACAUUGAAAAACAGGAUCUCUAUGUCUUCAGGAGGUGGAGUUCCAAAGGUGCGAGGGGUGGAGGCGGCUAUCAAGGGCCAAUCGAAGGGCUUCCUGAGCUAAUGUCUGCCUGCAGUGGUAAAGAGGAGAACUUUACGUCGAUGGUGAGGGAAGUGCUUCAACCCAACCAGAUCUCUCAGGCAUGGGGUUAUCUGAGUCACCUGCCUGUCGUCGAGGUCGCUAUGAGCGUGAAGGGCUGGUGGGAGGGUUGCGUGGAGCAAACUGAGCGUGCUCUGCCCACUAACGUCACCAACAUCAGGGACGAGUCCAGCUGGCUGCCGCUGCACGCAGACCAGGAGUACGUUCUACAGGUUUCCUUACGCCGCCUCAACACAGGCCAGCAAAGAAGGAAGCAAGACAGCAGGGCUCAGGCGCCUCGCUUCCCGAAACCCAAAGACGAAGGCUGGUUUCUCGUGCUCGGAGAAGUUGAGAAGAAAGAACUGCUGGCCAUCAAACGUGUGGGAUAUGUACGCAAUCGCAGUGCCGUGUCUGUGGCCUUCUAUACACCCGAGAAGAUGGGGAAGUGUAUCUACACACUGUACCUGAUGAGUGACAGUUAUCUGGGCCUGGACCAGCAGUACGACAUCCAUCUGAACGUUCUCCCAGCCAGCAUUUCUGCACAGACCAACACUGAAAUAACGGAUGGUGUGGGUAAAAUGGUCCUGAAGUGACCGCAUGCUGAUUAGCUGAUGUGGAUAGGUUCAAAUAAAAAUUUUUUUUAAAUGUCAGGAAAAACUACUCGGGAUGAGUGCCAGUUUUGUUUAAAGGGAAAGGUAAUCCAAAAAUGAAAUUCUAUCAUUUACUCACCCUCAAAUUGUUCCAAAUCUGCAUUACUUUCUCCAAUGGAACACAAUAGAAAAUAGUUCUGCAGAAUGAUAGCCUCAGUCACAAUUCACAUUCAUUGCAUUGUUUUUCUAUAAAAUAAAAGUGAAUGGUGAGAUUGAGGCCUAACGUCCUUUGAAUUCCAUGAAAGAAAGACAGUCAUAUGGUUUUGGGUGAUUAAAUGACAAUCUUUUUUUUUUUUUUCAAUCAUCAAACAUUCAGAUGAGGACUAUGUGGCAAAACAAUCUAUUUGCUCAUAGAUAUCAUAACUAACAUUUGAAAAUGAGAGAUCAGAUGGUUGUGUUGAAGCUUUGAGCUGCAGCUGAACAUUUGUGCAGGUUUCAGGAACGUCCUGAGAACACAUCUGUUUCCUAUGAGACGUUCACCAUACCUGCCUUACACUCUCUCUUCUCUUAAGUUCACACGAAACAACAUGCAAAGAUUAAUUUCUGAGAAAUAAAUUAACAUUUGUCUGAUGAUAAAAACGAAUAAAUAAAUGUUUUAUUAUUCCUUUUUUGUUUACGACAGUGUUCUUCAUCAUCAGUAAAUGUCAGUACUGUUUUGUUAAAUGCAAAAUAAAAAUGCAUGAUUGCA
This is a messenger RNA of Myxocyprinus asiaticus (Chinese sucker), 7469 nucleotides long. It is a transcript of the gene ascc3, whose product is annotated as activating signal cointegrator 1 complex subunit 3. The record is from RefSeq and is a predicted model, not a curated record. Lineage: Eukaryota; Metazoa; Chordata; Actinopteri; Cypriniformes; Catostomidae. The transcript has 42 exons. Bases 110 to 6724 code for a protein of 2204 amino acids. Gene Ontology annotation, molecular function: ATP binding; ATP hydrolysis activity; nucleic acid binding.